CAAGCUCACGAGUCAAACAAUCAACGCCAACCACGCCUACAAUCCGUCGGUACGAUAGGGAGGUUUACAGGGGAAUAAUUAUCGAUGAAGAGAUUACGGUUGGAAAGAUGGAGUGGGCAGUUGCUCUCCCCCCGGACAGGGCCUUCGUCUUGUCUGCGGCACCAGCAAGAGCAGAGGAUAGCUGGAAGACGCCUGCAAAGCACAUCGGCGGGCCUGGAUCUCACAUAUGAGGAUGGAGAGGAAUUACUUUCAGAACAGGAAGCACCCAAAACCCCUCGAAAAAGAGAAGAUUAUCCAUCACCUCCCCCAAGUGCCGCUCACCAGUCCGCCAAACUGGCAGCACUCCACGCCCGUCUUUCAUUACCAAAGAAACUCCCCUUACAGACAAUGGCACGCACACUUGUCGAUCCCUCUGCCGACUCCAAUACGCGGUUUAACAACGCUGCGUUGGCACAAGUGGGCGGCUCCAUCAUCUCAUAUCACGUCGCCGAAUUCCUGCUAGCUACCUACCCCCGAUUGCCGAUGACCGUCCUCUUCGCCGCUGCAUAUGCCUACAACGGACCUAAGACGCUCCAAUUAAUCGCCAAAGAAUGGGGUGUUGAAACGGCCGCCGCUCCCGGGGGCGAGGUCGAUCCGGGGCUCCUGCAAUUCUCCAAAAUCAAGCCCGGGCAAGGUCUGUCAUUGGGAUUUGGGGGAGGCAGCACCCGGCCAGAUAAGAAGAGCUGGAUGCGGAGGGGUAUCUCUAGUCGGAACGUGUACGAUGAUGAGUUUGGAGAUGUGAUCCCGAAGGAGGAUACCAGUGAGUUGCCGCAGGCGACCGAGACCGCCUAUUCGAAUUUCGUGAAGGCGGUUGUGGGCUCAAUAUAUCUGCAUGCCGGCCGGCAAGCCGCCAAGACAUUCGUACAGCAGCACAUCCUCUCGAGACACCUGCAGCUGUCGACCCUCUUCAAGUUCUCAGAGCCGGUCCGGGAGUUGGCGAGGCUGUGCCAGCGAGAAGGGUUCGAGUACCCGGUGGCGCGGAUCCUCAGCGAGACUGGACGACACAGUCGGUCGCCUGUGUUCGUGGUGGGCAUCUUCAGCGGGACGGAAAAGCUAGGGGAGGGCGCGGCGCCGAACCUCACCGAGGCGCGAGUCCGGGCUUGCGUGGCUGCGUUGAAAGCUUGGUAUCUGUACAGCCCGGGCAAGAGCGUCAGGGUGCCGAGCGAUAUGGAGGAAGCGAACGCGAAGCCGUGGGAGCCGCUGCAUGUUGAUAUUGGGGAGAUUAUACAUUAGUGUUGCUACUACUGCAUCGGGAAGCGGGGGCUGUAUGAAAAAAAGAUCGGAAAGACUCGUUGUAGUAGUUUGAAAAACGGUCGGUUCGUGUGUGAACAGGGUGACAAGAUGGAUGCUGAAGUACGUUUGGCUGCUGCAAGCUGAACGAUCCGUGUAUUAUUGAUCUCUUUUUUUGUGUGUCAACCGCAUAGGAACUAGAAAAAGACUCUGGAGUCUCCUUGUGU
Amorphotheca resinae ATCC 22711 is the source of this 1496-nucleotide messenger RNA. RefSeq lists its product as hypothetical. Gene Ontology annotation, cellular component: nucleus. The coding region runs from base 85 to 1272 and encodes 395 amino acids. NCBI's taxonomy places the organism in Eukaryota, Fungi, Ascomycota, Leotiomycetes, Helotiales, Amorphothecaceae. Gene Ontology annotation, molecular function: ribonuclease III activity; double-stranded RNA binding. Gene Ontology annotation, biological process: rRNA processing; regulation of gene expression; primary miRNA processing. The record is from RefSeq and is a predicted model, not a curated record. The transcript has a single exon.